Molecule: messenger RNA, 2241 nt
Organism: Bursaphelenchus okinawaensis
Lineage: Eukaryota; Metazoa; Nematoda; Chromadorea; Rhabditida; Aphelenchoididae
Source: the annotation of a GenBank genome assembly
AUGUUUGCUGUGCCAGAGUAUGAUGGUAGAUAUGGCAAUCCCAAGUCCUUCACCAACUGGCCUGGACUGCCUGGCCUGAAGGAAUUGUUUAAAAUGUGGUUUUUGACUAAAAACAAUGGCAGUGUGCCUGGGGAAGAGGUGUUGAACAAGACUUUACCUGUUCAGAAGCCGGUUUUUGACUUGACUAGCAAGAUAUCAGCGACAUGGCUAGGACACGCGACAGUUUUUGUGCAUUUGGAAGAGAUUAACUUUAUCACUGAUCCGGUUUGGGCCGAUAGAGUGUCGCCUUUCUCGUUUGUUGGGCCAAAAAGAUAUCGAGAACCGCCUUGUAAGAUCGAGGAACUGCCUGAUGUAAGUUUUACUGACAUAUAAUUAGUCAUAAAAGUUAAAAAUAGUUCGAAUUUUAAAAAUUACGUUUUGCAAUGUAAAAUACGACCAUGGCCGUCAAAGCCUUUUGAGGUUGUUUUAAAUUUUUAUAUUAUUUUAUCAAUUUAAAGCAAGUAAAAAGUUUUAAAAUAAAAAAAUCUUAGCUCUGAACUUUGUGUUUUAGAUUCAAUUUGGAGUAAUAUCCCACAACCACUACGAUCAUUAUGAUCUAGAUGCUAUUCGCGACCUUUCAACAAGAUUUCCUAAAAUGAAAUGGUUUGUGCCUAAGGGUUUACGAGAGAACAUUUUAAAAUACACACAAGAGAAUGAGGUUUUUGAGCUUGUAUGGUAGGUUUUUACUUUACUUUGUUAUACUUUACUAUGUUUAUGACUUAUUUUAUACUUUUCUCCAAAAAUUACCUUGUUUUUAUACGUGGGCGCUUAAACCUUUUAUUAUCUUUUACGUAUUGUAUUAUCAGGUUGUUCAAAUAAUUUUGAGCCACUCUCUAGGCACAUUUUUAGAGUUAGGUAGCGCAGAAUUAUUUAAACAGCCUAAUAACUUAGACUGCACUUACAAUUUGUGACAUCGUAUUAUACCUUGACAUAACAUAAGCUUAGAUAUAAAUAAUAGGAUAAGCCAAUGUUAUGAUCGAUUAAAAAUUACGUAAACACAAUAUGUCUAGCUUUUGAACGUACUAAACCAAAGAUUACAAAGAUAUAGUAGUAGAUAAACAGUAGCUUUAGUACAGUAAUAAAGCUAUUUAGGGGAGAGCACAUUACAGUAACCCACAAUGACAAUUCGGUUAAAGUAUGGUCAGUACCAGCCCAACAUUGGAGUCUGAGAUGGCUAUUCGACAAGAACAAGUCGCUAUGGAGUGGCUGGGUGGUGGAAGGACCUUCCAAAAAGUUUUACUUUGCUGGUGACACUGGGUAUGUCACUACAGAAUUUGAAAAGAUUGGCAAAAACUUGGGACCAUUCGACUUGUCAGCUAUUCCAAUUGGUGCUUAUGCUCCUAGGUAAGAGUUUUGAAGGUUUUAUCUUGGUUUGAUUGAGUUGUUGUUAACAUAUUAAGCCUAUUUUAAUACUCAUAGUGUAUUUUGACUUCACAGUAUUAAAAAAUGCUCAUACUACUAUUUAUAGUACUGUAAAAUUUUGGCUCAUUUAUAUUUGGACACCUACUAUAACUUGCACAAGUAUUUAUGAUCCUUUUUAAUAAUAAACGCAUAGACUGUCUCUUUCAGGUUUUUCAUGACAGGCCAACACAUAGACCCACAAGAAGCAGUCCACGUCCACAAACUAGUCCAAUCCAAGAAGUCUAUGGCCAUUCAUUGGGGAACAUAUCCUAUGGGAUCGUAUGAGGUAAGUUCACCGUUCUUUUCACAACAUUUGACUUGUAAUUAGACCUGAAAGAGGGCCCGUCCCUUCACAGGUUCAUUUGUAAUUAGAUAUGGCAACGUCUAGGCCUAACAAAAUCAAUUUUUAACAGAAGACUUUUCAAAUUAUUUAAAAAAGUCAAAAUUGAGUUAAAUUAAUUAAUUUUACUUGAACUAUUUACUUUAUUACCUAAUUAACAACGUCUCUAACCUUGAAUUAAUUUUGUUACCUAAAAUCACUGAAAACGCAACAUUUUUCGAAAAGUUUUCAAAAAAAAGCUUUAAAAAAUUUAAACCAUAGUUUUAAAAAGUAAAAUGACAAAAAUUUACAGUAUAUUAACCCUAAAAAUAAAAAAACCCUUCCGUAUAAUGCACUUUUAGCCAUAUAUGGAGCCAAAGACGUGGUUACAAGAAGAAGUAUUAAAAGCCAACCUAACGCCAGCAGACUUUGACACUGUAAAUCAUGGUGAAACAAUUACUGAGCGACAAGAAAAAACGUAA